Molecule: messenger RNA, 1641 nt
Organism: Exophiala aquamarina CBS 119918
Lineage: Eukaryota; Fungi; Ascomycota; Eurotiomycetes; Chaetothyriales; Herpotrichiellaceae
Exons: 4
Coding region: 1-1641 (546 amino acids)
Source: RefSeq, a predicted model, not a curated record
AUGAACGCUCAGAACGGGCCAAGCCAGGUUGACUCAGGUACGCCCAACUCGAGGCGGCUUCAGAGCGAAGAGUUCGAGGGACAGUUCGCGUUCAUCGAUGGUCUGAACAGCCGCAAGGGUGCAGAAAGGGCGAAAACCCGGUCGUUCGUGACUAAGCAGCACUACAGGAAAAGAAGGUUCGACAAGGCUCAAAAAAGGGACGACGAAGGGAAGCAGCAACAGGCUCCCACAAAGCACGUCGUCGCUUCUGCCGUGGCAGGUGGUAGAAAAGACGGCCUUGCUUGGGAGGACGCCCAAGCGGUGAAAUUACGCCAGCAGGAUUCUGAUGCUACGCUGCUAGAGCGGCUCGGUGGAGGGCGAGCAGACCCCUUCAGCUCCUACCCGAUUCCUGCCACGAGAGAUGUGCAUGAGCUGGUUGAUCACUACUCAUUCGUGAUACCAUCACUGGUACACAAGCACUGGGCGCGCGCCGUACGGCGCCCGAGAUCCUGCUGGGAACUGUUUAAUCUGUACCGGCAAGAUGAAAUCCCAUUCUUGGGGAUGCUGCACCACGCAGCGCACCAUCUCGCACGGCUGCGGGGCCUGGACUCGACGCUUCAGUCAAUCGAGUUCAAGGAUCGGUCACUCGUUGCGAUAAAUGCCAGUCUUCGAAGGAAGAAUGCACCCUGUAGCGAUUCUACCUUGGUAGGGAUUGGCUUAUUGGCAAAUGCAGAGCGUCUCUGGGGUGAUCAAGAAGCUGCACAAAUGCACUGGGGAGCUCUUAAGCGGCUUCUAAUAGAAAGAGGAAGCUUCCCUGCUUUAAAAGGCAACCCGACUAUGCAUACAAAGCUCGUAUGGAGUUUCAUAGCAUUGUCCUGGCCGACGGAUGCUGGCUACCCAGCGUAUGUCAGUGGUUUCUCAGAUAUGAUUGGCCUUAGGCCUGGAAUCUCAGCCUCGGAUCCCAGGUCUGCUCUCGAACGCAGUUGUGAUGAACUUACUGAGUUCAUCGAACGAAGAAAGAUGCAGGUUUUGAAAUGUCUUCCAGCCAAUCCACAACAGCAGAACCGCUUGAGGGCGCAUAGAUACCGUACCACUGCUUUCGAAGACGGAGCACCUAUUUUUACAUCAUUAAGUGAGAUGGACACCGGCUACGAGAGCCCAGAUAAGCGACGAGCAGUGGACAAUUGUCGGAUGGCAUGUCUAAUUUAUCUAAAUCUCGUCAUGAUGGAACGUGGUGAUCUCUCGAAGACGACGGAGGACUACUUGAAAGCUUUGAUCCAGAUAACUGACGACAGCGAUGACGACAGCAGUCUCACAGCUAAGCAUUUGCUUUGGACUUUGUUGACACCCUUUGAGCAAAGGGACGAGGGUCAUUACGAGCGGAUUUGGAAAUCAUGCAGACUCAUUGGUGUCGUAAAGCGAUCAACGCCUCAGACUUGGUUGAUCCUCGAAAAGGCUCUGCGAGUUUUCCUGCAAAUACCCCAAGAUAUCAAAGUGUUGGCAGACGUCCUGGGCAAUUGGAAAUGGAAAUCUUCGGAUUUCUUGAAGCACAUUGACUCCAGGCCCAGCUCAGCAGUGGCAGGGGUGCUCUGGCGUCAAUCGCAGGUCGUUACUUGCUCUGAAUACUGCCAGAUAUACCCUCGCAAGCCAGCAAUAUUCUAA